This is a messenger RNA of Penicillium verrucosum, 438 nucleotides long. RefSeq lists its product as uncharacterized. The record is from RefSeq and is a predicted model, not a curated record. The annotation marks the transcript as partial. The transcript has 5 exons. NCBI's taxonomy places the organism in Eukaryota, Fungi, Ascomycota, Eurotiomycetes, Eurotiales, Aspergillaceae.
CGUAGUAUAAGCGAUAUUGUAGAUCUAUCCUCUACGACCGAUAGUAAUACUUCCGGGCCUAAUAUCGAUACGACCGAUAACUCCGAUUCUAGGGAAGCCUUAAAUUCAACCGAGCUAAUAACUCCGGAACCUACCUAUCUUCCUAAUACUCGUAGUAGGCCUUCUACCCGUCUAAAACGACCCGUACCCUAUCUAGCGGACGCUAUAGAGGCACUACGCGAGGUUACUCCUAAUAACAAAGGAUUUCGGGAUUAUUAUCGAAGAAUUAUACGGACUAGAAUAACGGCCGAAGAUAGCGAAGAGAUCAAUAUAAUAAUAACAAUUUUCCUUUCCCUAAAAUCAUUAACGAUCCGUCGCUUAUCUUCAGCCCUUAUAUAUUUAUAUUCGGUAUACUUCUUUAGCUCUAAGCCUUCGAAGUCCCUACGCUUUCCUCUAUAG